GCUUUAUUUUCUAAAAGAAUCCAAAUUUUGUAUUUCGAAGUUACCGGGAUUCCUGUUUAGUGAAAACGCCGCCAUCUUGUUUAACAAAUGACUCUCUAAAAGAUCAAACAUUCUGCUAUAUUUUUCUCUACAAAGAAGCUCUGAUGUCUCAUAAACGACCAUCUAAACGCAGCGAUGCACAAAGCCAGUAUUCGCCAGCAAAUGAAUAUUUUCAGCCAAAACGCUCAAAGAUUGAAGAACAUGCCGAACAAGAAGAGUCGUCUGUAAGAAGAUCUUCAAGAGCGCCAAAACCAAAGCUCUUUGACGACGAGUACUUGGAUACAUUCCGCUCAUCUUUAGAUGAUAAYGAACCCCGUUUACAGAAGGAAAGGGCUCUCUCACCCGMAGAACAGUCAGAUAGUCAAGUUUAUUCUUUAUCCAACACUGCAAUUCUUGACAGUGAUUCCAGCAGACGAAAGUCAUCGCGUCCUCCAAAACCUAAAGUAUUUAAUGAAGAUUUUAUAGAUUCUCCAAGAAAUAAACUUGAUUCUAAGUCAGCUGCAAAAGAAAUAGCAACAAAAARCGAGGAUGAUCAUGCCAAACAACAUAGUUCACACAAGAAGAAAGCUGAGAAWAAAGAAAWAAGUAAGAUUUCUCAGAAGAAGYUGGUUUUUAGUCCUGCAARYAAUAAGGGRAAUAUUGAGCUAAAAGGGAAUUCAAAGAGUAAAAAAACAGGCAGCAAAAACUUAAGUUAUUAUUCCGAGAGUCRUGUGCAAGAAAGUACAAGUUUCUUAGUUGGGAAUCAAUCAMCUACAGCUACUGAUGAAUCAUCUAAAGUUAGACAUUCAUCGAGAACACCAAAACCUAAGAAAACCUUUGCUUUGAUAGAAGAUACAUCAUUUGAUGCCAACAAAGACAGCUUGGAUGAGGAACCUACAGUUGAUGUUAUAUCUGACGUGAGCAUAACCYCAAAGAGUGCUGCAAAGUUGGGCAAGAAGCAUAGCAUCAAACCRGGCKUUCAUAGUCAAAGUACGAUUAGUAUAUUUGCAAAUACUGGAGAAAUUCAAACRCCAUCAGCUUCAGAAGACUGGAGGAAGAAAGAAAGUCUAAAACUUGACRGCAGUGGCAAAAAAACUAAAAAGAAAUCCAAGAAAGUUAAACCUGAUGCUGAAAUGGUGGACGAUGYUGAGACUUCUAUUGUWGAUGUCAUAGGAGUAAAAAUUGAACAAAAGGAAAAGAAGAAAGAUGGGAAAGAGAAAAGCAAAAAGAGCACAAGUAAAGAUAUGGCAGUGACCAAAGACAAGCUUGAUAUUGAAGRCAGCUCAGUUUUAAAAAUUGAUAAUACAAAAGUUAAAAAGAAGUCAAAGAGAAAAAUAGAUAAACUGGAAUCUUUAGGUGGUAAAGUGGAAAGUCCUUUAGAAAAGGCAUCUUCAAAGCACUCGUCCAACCAACAUAGUAAAAAAACACAUUCAAAACAUGCAAAAACAAAACACGACAGACCUCAUUCUGAGACUGAGGAUAAAKACAAACACAUUAUACUAAAACUCCAUCUUCCUCACACAGAAACCUCAAGUCACCCACACUCUCACAAGAAACAUAAACACAAACAUCACUCAUCAGAUARUAAAACAGAAACCUCAUCAAGUGAUGGAAAAGCCAAGAAGAGAAAAUUGCCAAUGGAUGUCAGUUCAUCUGGUGAAGAAAAACAGAAGAAGGUGUCAAUCAAGUUCAAAGGACUUUCAACCAGCAAACCAGAUGUUGAAGUUGAUACAGAGUCACCAUUUACACCACCAAAUGCURGAAAAACUGUCAAAGAACCUGAGGUUAAAAAGAAAAAGGCUAAGAAACACAGCCAUGAUGCAGCUACUCCUUUGAUUCCUUCCAAUGARCAAGAACAUGUUAAGGUUAUUAUCAAAAAAAGCAAGAAAGAAGUCAAGGUUGUAGAAAUGGAAAGCAAAGAAAAACUUCAAAGUAAAACACAACCAAAGGAACCAAAACCUAAAGCAAAGGAAACUAAAGUUGUUAGCAAAGAAACUGAACAAAAAAAGCCUAAAAGUUCACCAAAGAAGAAGAGCAAAGCUGGUGGAACUCCUGGAAAAAGUCCCAAUGACAAAGAGAAAAAGAAGGCUGUCACAGGAUAUCUUCUGUUUUGCAAGAGCAAAAGAUCUCAGAUUGCAGAGGCUAACCCUGAAUUAGACUUUCCUCAGAUAAGUCAAAAAGUUGGAGAAACAUGGAACAAUCUUCCAGAUGAAGAAAAGCAGAAAUGGAGAGAUAAAGCAAGCAUUAUCAAAGCCAAGUUUAAUGAGGACAACAGAAAUGAAUUGAAAAAGUCAGGMCCAGAUGUUGUGGAUAUGGCUGCCCAYCUGAAACUUCUUGGGGAAUCUUUAGGUCUUAUAGGAGCUAGCCUCAUGGCUCAGCGAGGGACAGAGGUUCAUGGGUCGUUAUCAGUGCUUCUAGACUCUAUUUUGUGUGCAAUAUGUCCCCUGACUUUUCUGACAUCACAUAUUCCAGGAAUUCCUGGUGUUGCCAAGGAAAARCAGGUUGAUAUUCUUGACGACUUGGCCUACACAAUGCCUGGCCUCGGUUAGUGGAGCAUUCCAACAAUCUUUUCUAGUCGUUUUUAGUUAUAUUUCUAAUUUAUAGUGUAAAUUCAUCAACAUUUUAACAUUUUAAUACC
Exaiptasia diaphana is the source of this 2656-nucleotide messenger RNA. Its product is annotated as HMG box-containing protein 4. Bases 144 to 2567 code for a protein of 807 amino acids. NCBI's taxonomy places the organism in Eukaryota, Metazoa, Cnidaria, Anthozoa, Actiniaria, Aiptasiidae. The transcript has 6 exons. The record is from RefSeq and is a predicted model, not a curated record.